Sinocyclocheilus grahami is the source of this 1625-nucleotide messenger RNA. Its product is annotated as tRNA-dihydrouridine(16/17) synthase [NAD(P)(+)]-like. Lineage: Eukaryota; Metazoa; Chordata; Actinopteri; Cypriniformes; Cyprinidae. Bases 79 to 1509 code for a protein of 476 amino acids. Gene Ontology annotation, molecular function: tRNA dihydrouridine synthase activity. The record is from RefSeq and is a predicted model, not a curated record. The transcript has 14 exons.
UAUUUCCCCGCGACACACACAACACUUCAUGUGCCGCAUAGAGCUGCUGUCUGUGGCGGGUUCAUACGCUACUGCAGCAUGGCGAAACCCCGUGGGUUCGAGUUUUGGAGGAGCACUCUGAAGGGUGCACGCUAUGUGGUGGCGCCCAUGGUGGAGCAGAGCGAGCUGGCCUGGAGGCUCCUGAGCCGCAGACACGGCGCAGAGCUCUGCUACACUCCCAUGCUGCACGCACAGGUGUUCGUCAGGGAUGCCAACUACCGCCGAGAGAACCUGUACAACGAGGUCAACCAGGAGGACCGACCCCUCAUCACACAGUUCUGUGCCAAUGAUCCUGAGGUGUUUAUCCAGGCUGCUCUACUUACCCAGGAUUACUGCGAUGCCAUCGAUCUGAAUUUGGGUUGCCCUCAGAUGAUUGCGAAAAGAGGCCAUUAUGGUGUGUUUCUUCAAGACGAGUGGGACCUUCUUGAGAAAAUGAUUAAGCUGGCCGAUGAAAAACUCUCUGUGCCCAUUACUUGCAAAAUCCGGGUCUUCCCAGAGAUUGAUAAAACCGUGAAGUAUGCCAAAAUGCUGGAAAAGGCUGGAUGCCAGCUCCUCACAAUUCAUGGGAGAACUAAAGAUCAAAAGGGGGCUUCGACGGGCAUUGCAAGUUGGAAGCACAUCAAAGCUGUACGGGAGGCUGUAAACAUUCCCGUUUUUGCCAAUGGAAACAUCCAGCACCUGAGUGAUGUUCAGCUAUGCAUGGAGGAGACUGGAGUACAAGGUGUUAUGAGUGCAGAAGGGAAUCUCCACAAUCCUGCCCUGUUUGAAGGCCGUAGUCCACCUGUGUGGGAGAUGGCUGAGGAGUACCUGGGGGUUGUGGAGAAACACCCACCCUGCAGUCUGUCUUACGUCCGUGCUCACAUCUUCAAACUGUGGCACCACACCUUACAGAUACAUCAAGACCUGAGGGAGGAGCUGGCCAAAGCGAAAAACGUAGCUGGGAUUGCCGAGGUCAACAGACAACUGAAACAACGUUGCCAGCAGGAGAUGGCUAAAGAUGAAUCAGAAUGGACUCGGACUGGACUUCCCUUCCCUCACUGGAUCUGUCAACCCUACGUCAGACCACCGCCCAAGGAUCCAAACACUGAAAAUGGGCAGAGAGCAUCAGAAACCAAAGCUGUGAGUGUGAAGAGGGCGCUGGAGGACAGCGAUGCACCCAACGACUCGCUCUCCAAGAACAAGCAGAAGAAGAAAGCCCGCAACCCCCACAAGAACUUCUGUCCAGAGCUGAAGCCUAAAUACAUCAAGUGUGAGCAAUGUGGAAACCCUAAAGGUAAUAAAUGUGUGUUCAACUUGUGCCGUGGCUGCUGCAAGAGGAAGGCUUUCAAGGAAGUGGCUGAUUGUCUGGGCCAUGGAUUGAGAUUCAAAACCAAGGCUUUAAAACAGUCUAACUCUGAUACAGGUGGUGGGCUGACGAAUGGGAAUCCCAACAGUCAGACAGUUUCCACUGCAGCCCAUGAUCCUUUGUAAAGCAGACUGUACUGGAUGUGGACAACAGUGACGUCUGAAAACACAUUGAACUGGUUUACCACUUAACAUUGCUGCACUGAAUUAGAAGUACAGGACUGCAUUUGAGGCCAAACCUG